Moneuplotes crassus is the source of this 360-nucleotide messenger RNA. Lineage: Eukaryota; Ciliophora; Spirotrichea; Euplotida; Euplotidae. The record is from the annotation of a GenBank genome assembly.
AUAUAUAAAAAAUAUGCCAAAGGGAAAGAAAGACGGUUCUAUCAACCAAAAACUCAACCUCUGCAUCAAGUCCGGAGAAACCCUUAGAGGAUACAAGCAAACCCUCAAGGCCAUGAGGAGAGGAAAGGCUAAGUUGAUCGUCAUCUCCAACAACACUCCUCAAUUGAGACAGACCGAAUUGGAAUACUACGCUGUCUUGUCCAAGACUCCAGUCCACCACUACGAAGGAAACAACAUCGAGCUCGGUACCGCUUGCGGUAAGCUCUACAGAAUUGGUGUCUUGACCGUCAUCAAGCCAGGAGACUCUGACAUCAUUGAAUCCGUCACUAAAUAACUUAGUUGUGCGAGCGUUCUAAUAAA